AUGAUCGGAGGAGGAGACAAAAUGCCCACCGUGGGCACCCUAGACAAGCCUGAAAACCUCGACCAGCUCCUGCGCGAGGACCGCGGCGACGAUUGCACAUCGUGCAGGGUCAUUGGAGGCGGCGCAUUUCUCGGCCUUGCGGCAUACAACUACCUCUCCGGCAUGGGCCACGUCGAACGGCAACGCGCCGAGAUUCUCAAGUCGGGAUCUAGGUUCGGCAUGGGAAGCCGCAAGCUGGGCGUCGCUAGUAUCUCCAUUGGCCUGGCGUACCUUGGCCUGUGGAGGCUGUUCAAAUAG
Molecule: messenger RNA, 297 nt
Organism: Colletotrichum abscissum
Lineage: Eukaryota; Fungi; Ascomycota; Sordariomycetes; Glomerellales; Glomerellaceae
Exons: 2
Coding region: 1-297 (98 amino acids)
Source: RefSeq, a predicted model, not a curated record